UCUCUCCUGUCCUUUACACGAGGAAGCCGAUACUAAAAUUAUUUAUCAUGUAUGCAGUAUUCGAGACGAAUCAAAUAUCGUCAUUAGAGGUUCUGAUACAGAUAUAUUAAUUAUAAUGCUUGGCAAUAUGGUUCACUUAAAAAAUCGGCUGUCUCAUAUUUGGAUGCUUACUGGGACUGGAAACCAUGAAAGAUUUAUUGAUCUUACUAAAAUUUACGAGCUGUACGGUGAAUUAUUGACAAAGAGCUUGAUUGGAUUUCACGCUUUUACGGGGUGCGACUUUAACCCUGCUUUUUUUAAUAAAGGUAAAAAAAGGCCUUUCACCUUGUUAAAAAAAAAUGUUGAAUUUCAAAAAGGGUUUGAAAGUUUAGGAAACGCUGAGUUAACUCUGGAUAUGCUAGACAAUCUGUUUAAUGUUAUUCAAGAAUUUACUUGCUACAUGUAUAACACCAAGAAAACCAAAGACGUUGAUGAUAGUCGCUUUCAACUAUUUGUCAAUAGCUACAAAGCAUCUGACUUAAAUGAAAACUUUAAUAAAAAAGUUGUAAACUUCGACGCUAGUUCAAUACCUCCAUGUAAAGCUGAACUUUACCAACAAUUCUUGAGGGCUCAUUACAUUUCCAGCAUCUGGAAAAAUGCUGCACAGAAACAUCCGACGAUGUUGAACCCACUAGAAUAUGGUUGGGAACAACAAGAUACAUCGUACGUGUUCAAGUGGUUUGAGGGAGACCAGCUACCAUGUUUAGUUAGUGAUUUUAUUCAAGAUAUACCAGACGACAACGAAGAUGAUGAAAAAAAUGACCAAGAUGAUGAGCAUUAUGACAAUAGUAAUGCUUCCGACGACGAAAUUGACGAAUCAUAAUACGAUGGAAAAUUUAUGUAUAAAAUAUAUCAAUAAAAACACGAAAUAUAUUUUCAUUAAUAUCAAUAAAGUAAAUAUUGUUAUAAUAGUUCUUAUUAUUGAUUUAUAAACAACCCAUCUUCCCCAUUCUUUAUUAUAAAGUAGGAUAUAUAUUUUUUUUUGUAUUUUUCAUAAUACAAUAUACUAUAUGUGUAUAUUUCCAUGAAGAAAUUUUCGAAAUAGAAGUAAUGACAGUAGGUACAAAUAAUUACACUGUCAAUAUAUUUUCGUCUGCCGGAGUAUUAUAACCGGAGAAAACGUCUGCCGUUUGAAGAAUAAACUAAUAAUACUAUUACAAAUAACAUAUAUAAAAAUCAGAUUUGUUAAAAUGCUUUCGAAAUUUUUUUUUUUCAAAUUUUCAAAAACGUCUGCCACGAGGUUACAACCGAAAAAAUCGUCUGCCAUUUAUUUUUCAGGCUAUAUUUACCAUAUUAUUUGUUGUGACCAAACGCCAGCUUUGGUAAAAUACUUGCGAACUUGGUCUGAUUUGCGUACCUGUCUUACCUGGGUGACGUCAUAGCUACCUUCGCUGGGCUUAGCUGUUCCCCAUUUCGUGUAAGGUAUGUAUAGAAGGGUCACCGAACAAAAUAUCAUCUUUGGUAAAAUACAUGUACUCUGCCAUUCACUGGCUCUUAGACUAUUAA
Messenger RNA from Bactrocera dorsalis (oriental fruit fly), 1545 nucleotides. RefSeq lists its product as uncharacterized. The transcript is spliced from 2 exons. The coding region runs from base 116 to 862 and encodes 248 amino acids. The record is from RefSeq and is a predicted model, not a curated record. NCBI's taxonomy places the organism in Eukaryota, Metazoa, Arthropoda, Insecta, Diptera, Tephritidae.